GCGGCCCCCGCCGUCCCGCUCCGCCGCCCUGCGCCAUGGAGGAGAGCCCUCUGCCGGGUGGGCUGCCCAGCCCCGAGGAUGCGAUGGUGACGGAGCUCUUUAGCCCCGAGAGUCCGUUCGUUUCGGAGAACAUUGGCCUGAAGGCCCCCGUGAAGCACGAGGAGGACGAGUUCCACGUCUUCAAAGAUGCGUACCUGGGCCCGGCGGACCCUAAGGAGCCUCUCCUACACGCGUUCAACCCCCCGCUGGGCGCCGACUGCAAGGCCCAGGUCAAGGCGAAGCUCGCAGCGGGCAACAGCGACGGCGGGGACCUCCUCGGGGAGUACCCCGGGAUCCCUGAGCUCAGCGCGCUGGAGGACGUUGCGCUCCUGCCGACCCCGCAGCCGCCCGCCUGCAACGUGCACUUCCUGUCCUCGCUGCUGCCCCCGCACCGCAGCCCGGCGGUGCUGCCCCUGAGCGCCUGGGUCCGGGAAGGAGCCGCCCACCCGGGCGUCCGGGUGAUCCCAGUUGAAAUCAAGGAAGCAGGUGGUACUAUUACAAGUAACAAUCCAGAAGAAGCCACUUUCCAGAAUCUUCUUGCUCAGGAAUCCUGUUGCAAGUUCCCAUCAUCCGAGGAACUAGAGGACGCCUCCUGCUGUUCUCUUAAGAAAGAUUCCAACCCAAUGGUGAUAUGCCAAUUGAAAGGGGGCACACAAAUGCUGUGUAUAGACAAUUCUGGAACAAGAGAACUAAAAGCACUCCAUUUGGUUCCUCAGUAUCAAGAUCAAAACAAUUAUCUACAGUCAGAUGUCCCUAAACCAAUGACUGCUUUAGUAGGGAGAUUUUUGCCAGCAUCAACAAAAUUAAAUCUCAUUACACAACAACUUGAGGGAGCCUUACCAUCGGUAGUCAAUGGGUCUGCUUUCCCCUCGGGAUCAACUCUUCCAGGACCACCAAAAAUAACUUUGGCUGGGUACUGCGACUGCUUCGCCAGUGGAGACUUUUGCAACAACUGCAAUUGUAAUAAUUGUUGCAAUAACUUGCAUCAUGAAAUUGAACGGUUUAAAGCCAUUAAGGCAUGUCUUGGUAGAAAUCCAGAAGCUUUCCAGCCAAAAAUUGGGAAAGGCCAAUUGGGCGAUGUCAAGCCCCGGCACAACAAAGGGUGCAACUGCAGGAGGUCGGGCUGCCUGAAGAAUUACUGCGAGUGCUAUGAGGCCAAAAUUAUGUGUUCUUCUAUUUGCAAAUGCAUUGGUUGCAAAAAUUAUGAAGAAAGCCCAGAACGAAAGACACUAAUGAGCAUGCCAAACUAUGUGCAGGCUGGAGGUUUGGAAGGCAGUCGCCAUCUGCCACCAACGAAAUUUUCAGGACUUCCAAAAUUCAGUCAGGAUAGGCGGCCUUCCUCAUGCAUCUCCUGGGAGGUGGUGGAGGCCACAUGCGCCUGCCUGCUGGCUCAGGGAGAAGAAGCCGAGAAAGAACACUGCUCCAAGUGCCUGGCAGAGCAGAUGAUCCUGGAGGAAUUUGGAAGGUGCUUAUCACAGAUUCUCCACACUGAGUUUAAAUCCAAGGGGUUGAAAAUGGAGUAGAGUACAGUAGAGUAUAAAGUGUGAAUGCGUGUUGAUUUUGUCUUAGUCUAGAAAUCUCUAGUUUAGAAAGGUUGUUUAGGGGAACGUGAAGUCGGCUCUGCAGCAACCACCAGGCUCCCCUGCGUCCCUGGGCCUGGGGAGUUUACUCAGAGCUCUCUGAAGACAUGCCAACCCGUGCCCCUUUUCUGAGGAGGUGCGUGGCCUGAGCACUGUUUGUCUGGCCCAGAGGAGAGAGCUUGGGUUCCCAUAGUCCUGGGAGAGUGUCUGCAGGGCAGUGGCGGGCAGAGCAGGGUAGGGGAGGAAGAGCAGGCCCUGUGGAGAGCAGAGCAGGGCAGGGGAGGGCAGAGUAGGCCCUGAGGAGAGCUCACUCCGGUCGACUCUUCCUCUUGGAGAAUGUUGCUCUGGAGGCUGCUCUGCAUAAAAACCCUAAUGGUUUCUUGUUUGUUUUUCAAAUUAUUUAGAAAUAAGUUCUCCAGAUAGGCUGUUAUGAUACCACUUAAAAUCUCUGGAGAACUACUGAACACCCAAAGAUUUUCUGUAGUGUAGACAUUUCCCCAGAGGCACGCAAACUGUAGUCUUUCCUAAGGCCCCCAAGAGACACAGGCAAUGGGGCCUCACAGGCCGGGCUCGCACCAGCAUGUCUUGAGUUAGCGGACUUAAAAUUAUCUAGUUUCUUCUGUGUUUCUAAUUGAAUUGUGGAAAAGCUCUAUUAUCCAAUUAACUUCUCCAUAAUUAUUGUUGUAAUAUUAUUAUUAUUUGUAAAAUAUGGUUCACAUAACUAGCUUGCGGAAACCAGCAGGUAAAAUGAAUUCUUAAGUUGACGCUUUCGGUUCUGUUGUAAAGCAAAGAUGAAUAAAAAUUUCCAAUGUCUUCAA
Macaca mulatta (Rhesus monkey) is the source of this 2437-nucleotide messenger RNA. RefSeq names its product testis expressed metallothionein like protein (gene TESMIN). Gene Ontology annotation, cellular component: nucleus. Gene Ontology annotation, biological process: regulation of DNA-templated transcription. The record is from RefSeq and is a predicted model, not a curated record. Lineage: Eukaryota; Metazoa; Chordata; Mammalia; Primates; Cercopithecidae.